Molecule: messenger RNA, 19105 nt
Organism: Fundulus heteroclitus (mummichog)
Lineage: Eukaryota; Metazoa; Chordata; Actinopteri; Cyprinodontiformes; Fundulidae
Product: plectin
Exons: 36
Coding region: 464-17314 (5616 amino acids)
Biological process (GO): intermediate filament bundle assembly; wound healing; hemidesmosome assembly
Cellular component (GO): perinuclear region of cytoplasm; keratin filament; focal adhesion
Molecular function (GO): structural constituent of muscle; structural constituent of cytoskeleton; cadherin binding
Source: RefSeq, a predicted model, not a curated record
UUGUUUGUGUUGGUGAGGAUUUCUUUCCAUGCCAGUUUUUUUUUUUCUUCUAAGAAUAAGAAGGUAGGUGGAGUCAGACUGCGAAGUGCGCCUCACUCCCUCCCUCGCUCACACGCGUGCUGCCUUUCUUCCAUUCUGUCAUUGCCAUCUCGGCAGAACAGAGACCGUCCAUGCCCGGCCAUUCUAAGUGUAGAGGGGACGGCACACUUUGACUUUUGAAAGGAGGGAUUUUUCUUUUCUUCAUAAGAGCUAAAGGAUCUGCUAGACCACGAGGACGAGACAGUAAGACAAUUAAUGCUUUGAUUUUUCAACUUAUCUUGAAUAGAAUUGAGAAGCACGUGACAACUGGUUUUUCCUCUGGAUUUUUUUACAACGACAAGACUUGAGAAGCUCUGAUAUCGCUGUUUUAUUUUUUUUUGUUAUUAUAUUCUACUAUAAAAAAAGAUAUCUGACUGAAAGCACAAUGGUGGCUGGGAUGCUGAUGCCUGUUCAUGAACUAAAAGCCAUCUACGAAAUCCUGUUUCGUGAUGGCGUUAUGGUGGCCAAGAAGGACAAAAGGCCUCAGAUCAAGCACCCUGAAGUACGUGACGUGACCAAUCUCCAAGUAAUUCGUGCUAUGGGCUCUCUUAAAUCACGAGGUUAUGUACGGGAAACAUUUGCUUGGAGACAUUUCUACUGGUACCUGACCAAUGAUGGCAUUGUUUACCUGCGCGACUACCUCCGCUUGCCUGCUGAGAUUAUUCCCGCCUCUCUGCAGAGGGUUAGGAAACCAACUGCUACUCUGGCCAUUGCCCACCGUGCCGAACGGGUCCAGUCUGUACAAGGCCCUACAUCCUACGUCCCCAAGCCGGGUCGCAGGGAUGAAGCAGAGACCCAAGAAGCGUUAGCUGAACGCCACGGCUACCGCCAUAGAAUGACUGAACCAGGAGAACGAGGGACUUACACUGAUAGGACCCCUAGGUUCAGGGGCCGUCCACUAACUGAAGAACCAGGGAGGCCAAAGCCGUCACGGGAGACUAGGGACCAGCAUCAGCCUCUCUACAGGAGAGGAGCCAGCUUCAACAGCGAAUCAGUGAAGCAGGUGGAAAAUACGAAAAGAUCAACUCAUCCGGGGCCUAAUGUAAUAAAUGAAAAGCAGGUAGUGUCACAGGAGAGGAGAAUGUUAGAUGAUCAGAAGAGAAACUCCAGUUCUGCUCCUCCUCAAACGGCAGCUUUGAAGCCAGAUAUCUCCCAGACGGCUCUGAUCGCCUCCUCAGUGGCCCUACCAUUAUCUGUGGCUGCUGCUGGUGCGGCUGCAGGUGCAAUGGCUUCAAAGGUGGCAGUAAGCUCCGUUGCUGCUAAAACGGAUGUCAAAAUCUUAAGUACAGAAAAACCUGAGUUGGCUAACGAAAAAUCCUCUGUGAAAUUGCCUGAAGUGAUCAAUCCAGCUGAAACAAUGCUUCAGAGUGGGGAAGUCAAAGUAGAAAAAACGAAACCUGCUGAAGUCAGUGUCACGACUACAGAAAAUGAAAUGCGGAUGGUCAAACCAGUUAUCGCAAUGGAAUGUGCUCAGGAAACAUCCAAAGUGUAUUCUGGCUCUGCAAGCCUUAGUAAGGCUAAACCGGUUGAUGCUAAUGAAACAAAGCAUAAUAAAGAAGAAGUCAUUGAUGAAUCAGUUAAAGCAGCUGGAAAAAGGACCCAAACCCCAGUGAAAGCUAAAAUAGAUGGCAAUAACAAGGAGAAAACUCUCAAAGUAAACCAGAAGACCAUCAAACCCGAUGGUGACCAGACCAGCAGCCCAUCAUGGACCACUGAUGCUGCAGAUGGCAUCUCCAACAUCGCAAUGACACAAAAGCCAGUACGAGCAGAAGUCACCUCACCAGAUGCCACAGCAAAGCCUGAGGCGGUUGACAUCCCUCGUAAAUUGGCACGAGUAACAGCAUCCUCUACAGCAUCCUCAUUACUUGAAGUUAACACUUAUCCUGAUGUUGCUGCUGCCUCAGCUCCCCAAACAAAACAGGAAGAUCCACAACCAAUCAAAAAGAAUGUCAAGGUUACCGAGGCGAUCGCUAAACAGGACAAAACUGGUACAAUGGAGAUUCCUCACGUCAAGAAGGAUGAAAGCGUGUCACCAGAAGAGGUCCCUAAAGUUCUAGGUCAGGACCAUAAGCUAGUGCAAGAUAUCCAUCCGUCUCUGUCCGCUCCAAAUGCGGCUGCAGCAGAGGAUGGUGAAAAUGGAAAGCAAGUGGGUGGAGGAACCUCUAAAUCCAAGAAAAAGAAAAAGAAGUCUCCAGGUGAGAUUUCCAAGAGCCCUAUUAAAGAGGAUCACCUUCCAUUAAAGGCAGAGGAGAAAAUGCCAGAAAACAUCUCCCGUGUAGUGAUGGCAGAAAAUACCUUCCAACAAAAAACAAUAAUUACCCGCGAGUCUGUGACUGUGUCUACCUCCGUAAAGACAGAAGGGAAGACCAGAGCUGAGGCCAAAGCUGACAGGGAUCCUAAAAAACCUGAUGCUCAGCCAAAAGAGGCAUUUACAAAAACUGAAAUUAUAUCAGAAGAAACACCUAAAGCUGUCUCUGCGGACGUGCAAGUAAAAGAGCCACCUCAGGAAACCAGUGUCACUGCCGUCGCUCAGGAACACACGUGUCCCAAAUUAAAGGCUGCGGCCCCUGAAGUGGACCCAGCGAUGUCUAAGGGAAUAACUGUUUCUUCUGUGGAAACGGUGACUGUGCAGAGAAUGAGUCAAGUUGAGCUCAUGCAAGAAAGCGCUAAAGUUGAGGAAAAAACACCAGCAGGCCAGCCAGGCUCUCAGCAAAUCCCUGCCGAGGCAACAUCUCCACUGGGUUCAGAGAAAGUCACUGACAGGCCUGCGAAGGGAAAGAAAAAGGGAAAAGGGAAAAAGCAGGCCAAGCUGUCCCCAGAAGUGGAAACCGUAAACACUAAAUCUGCCCCUGUGACUGAAGGGGAAACCUUGCCAUCCGCUGACAUAACAACACUGUCCCAGGCUGCAGGCAAGGGGAGCCCCGCCGUGGCCUCUGAAAUGACAGAAACUGACGUUCCUUCAAAGAUGACUCUUGAAAGAAUGUGCAGCGAGGAAGUUGGGCAGGCAGCAGCUGUGCUCUCUGAGGCCCCAUCAGACAAAGGGGAGGUGGAGCCAAAGCAGCCCUCCGCAGAAAAAACCAGGCGGGAGGUUCCGAAAGCAAAAACAUCUUCCAGUGCGAGGGAAGCACUCGCACCCGAAGAUUUAGCGUCAGCUGAAGCGCGGGCCAGCCCUCUCUCCAGGCAAGAGGAGCCUCCCAGGGUUGCACAACAUUCAGCCAGGCAGGCAGCAGAGUGCAGCACACAGGAAGGGCUCUCUGUCUCUGAGGCCUCAGAGCACGAAGAAGACGAGGAGAGGGACUCAGUAGAGGACACACCCUCCGCCGCCGCCGCCACACCCGCAGCCCAGCCUGACCAGCCUCACCUGGGGGACAUCAGUGAGUCGGACAGAGCGGACACAGACGAGGCCACCAUGAGGAAGAAAAUAGUGGUGGUGGAGGAGAUAGUGGAAGUCAAGCAGAUCGUUAGCCCUGAGGCGACCGGGGAGCAGCUGGCUCCCCCACCUGUGAAGACUGAGCAGGAGGAGGAAGAGCUGGACCUGGAUGUUCUGGAGGAAAUUGCCCUAGAGCGCGCUCUCUUGUCCGGCGCCGCAGCGGUCAAAGUGCAAGGAGCUUCUCCCGAGCCCGACUGGGACCACUCACUGGGGGAGCCGGAGGUGAAGACGUGGCCCAACUUCUUUGAAGAUGAACGAGAUCGGGUACAGAAGAAAACCUUCACAAAAUGGGUUAACAAGCAUUUGAUUAAGUCACAGCGUCAUGUGACAGAUCUGUAUGAAGACCUGAGGGAUGGACAUAACCUGAUUUCACUGCUGGAGGUCCUCUCCGGGGAAACUCUGCCGAGGGAGAAAGACGUGGGCAGGAGCGUUCGGCUGCCCAGAGAGAAAGGACGCAUGCGGUUCCACAAACUGCAGAAUGUACAGAUAGCACUUGACUUCCUGAAACACCGACAGGUCAAGCUGGUCAACAUCAGAAAUGACGACAUAGCAGACGGGAACCCCAAGCUGACGCUGGGGUUAAUAUGGACCAUCAUCCUCCACUUCCAGGUCUCCUCCUCUAUUUCAGACAUUCAGAUCAACGGCCAGUCAGAAGACAUGACGGCCAAGGAGAAGCUGCUGCUCUGGUCCAAGAGGAUGACAGACGGCUACCAGGGCAUCCGCUGCGACAACUUCACCACCAGCUGGAGGGACGGCAAGCUCUUCAACGCUGUCAUACACAAGCACUACCCCAGACUCAUUGACAUGGGCAAAGUGUACCGACAGACCAACCUGGAAAACCUGGAACAGGCUUUCGGUGUGGCUGAAAGAGACCUGGGAGUGACCCGCCUCCUGGACCCUGAAGAUGUCGAUGUCCCACAUCCCGACGAGAAAUCCAUCAUCACUUAUGUUUCAUCUCUGUAUGACGUCAUGCCUCGUAUUGAUGCCCAUGAUGGCGCCAGAGCUAAUGACCUGGAGCUGCGCUGGCAGGAAUAUUACGAGCUGGUCACCCUUCUGCUCCAGUGGAUCCGCCACCAUGUCACCAUCUUCGAGGAAAGAAAGUUCCCCAGCAGCUACGAGGAGACUGAGCUUCUUUGGCGUCAGUUCUUGAAGUUCAAGGAGACAGAGCUGCCGGUAAAAGAGUCCGACAAAAGCCACUCCAAACACAUCUACCAGUCCUUUGAGAGUGCGGUGCAUGCCGGCCAGGUUAAGGUACCCCCCGGAUACCAUCCCAUCGAUGUGGAGAAGGAGUGGGGCCGACUUCACGUGGCCAUACUUGAGAGAGAACGACUGCUCAGGAUUGAGUUUGAAAGGUUGGAGAGGUUGCAGAGGAUUUUCAGUAAAGUCCAGAUGGAGUCAGGGUUGUGUGAUGAUCAUCUCAAUCAUCUGGACAGUCUGCUGCAGAAGGACAUUGCUCUGCUGAACGCAGGGAAACCAGCGCAGCACACAGCGGAGGUGGACAGGGAGCUGGACAAGGCAGAAAACACCAUCCGCCUGCUCUUUAAUGAUGUUCAGAUUCUCAAGGAUGGGCGCCACCCUCAGGCGGAACAGAUGUAUCGCAGAGUUUACCGUAUUCAUGAGCGCCUGGUGAACUUGCGCAGCGAUUACAACCUCCGUCUGAAGGCUUCUACUGCCCAGGUUUCCAUGGCCCAGAGCACGAUCCAGCAGUCCAGCAUGAAGGUGCGGCCAGAGCUGGACGAUGUGACUCUGCGCUACGUCCAAGACCUACUGGCCUGGGUGGAAGAGAACCAGCGGCGCAUUGAUAAAUCAGAGUGGGGAUCGGAUCUGCCCUCUGUGGAGUCCCAGCUGGGCAGCCACAGAGGUCUGCAUCAGACCGUGGAGGACUUUAAGUCCAAGAUCGAACGGGCCAGGUCUGACGAGAACCAGUUGUCACCUGUCAGCAAGGGGACGUACAGAGAAUACCUUGGGAAACUGGACCUUCAGUAUGGCAAACUACUGAACUCCUCCAAGUCCCGGCUGAGGAACUUGGAAUCGCUUCACGUCUUUGUCAGCGCCGCGACCAAAGAACUGAUGUGGCUGAACGACAAAGAGGAGGAGGAGGUCAACUAUGACUGGAGUGACAGGAACACCAACAUGACAGUGAAGAAAGAAAAUUACUCCGGCCUCAUGCGAGAGUUGGAGCUAAGAGAGAAGAAGGUCAAUGACAUCCAGGCAAUGGGAGACAAACUUGUCAGAGAUGGACAUCCUGGCAAGAAGACCGUUGAGGCCUUCACUGCUGCCCUGCAGACUCAGUGGAGCUGGAUCCUGCAACUGUGCUGCUGCGUGGAAGCUCACCUUAAAGAAAACACAGCUUAUUACCAGUUCUUUGCUGACGUAAAGGAAGCUCAGGACAAGAUGAAGAAGAUGCAGGAGAGCAUGAAGAAGAAAUACAGCUGCGACCGCACUACAACAGCCACACGCCUGGAGGAUCUGCUGCAGGAUGCUGUGGAGGAAAGGGAGCAGCUGAAUGAAUUUAAGAAUUUGCUCAAUGGAUUGAGCAAGAGGUCCAGGUCUGUCAUCCAGCUAAAACCCCGUAAUCCCACCACCCCCAUCAAAGGCAAGCUGCCCAUUCAGGCUGUCUGUGACUUCAAGCAGCAGGAGAUCAACGUGCAUAAAGGAGAAGAGUGCGCUCUCCUCAACAACUCGCAGCCCUUCAAGUGGAAGGUCCUAAAUCGCUCUGGAAACGAAGCAGUGGUUCCCUCAGUCUGCUUCCUGGUGCCUCCGGUCAAUAAGGAGGCAGUGGAUGGCGUGUCUGGCCUGGAGUCAAAUCUUACGCAGAUGACCUCCAUGUGGCAAAUGCUUCACAGCAACAUGAAGAGUCUGCUGUCAUGGCAGUACCUGACGAGAGAUUUUACGCAGAUACGCUCCUGGAACAUCAUCAUGUUAAAGUCCAUGAAACCAGAGGAGUAUCGGCUGCUCAUGAGAAACCUGGAAGUCCACUAUCAAGACUUCAUGCGGGACAGCCAGGACUCACAGCUCUUCAACCCCGAUGACCGCAUGCAGGUGGAGCAGGACUACACCAAUGUCAACCAGCAUUUUGACAACCUGCUUCGCUCCAUGGAGAAAGGGGAAUUUCAGGUUGUUAGGCUUAAAGGUCAACAGGAUGAGACCCUCUGCAAGAACUACAUGUCUGAGAUCAAGGAUCUACGUCUGCGCAUUGAGGACUGUGAGUCUCAGACUGUGACUCGCAUCCGCAAACCGAUGGACAAAGAGCCUCUGAAGGAAUGCAGUCAGAAAAAACAAGAGCAGCAGAAAGUCCAGGGAGAACUGGAGGGACUUAAGAAGGACCUGGAUAAGGUCUCUGUAAAAACGCAGCAGGUGCUGGCCUCUCCUCAGCAGCCUGCCUCAGCCCCUGUGCUGCGGUCAGAACUCGAUGUCACUGUGCAGAAGAUGGACCACGUCUACAUGCUCUCUUCCGUUUAUCUUGAGAAGCUGAAGACUGUGGACAUGGUCAUCCGUAACACCCAGGGAGCGGAGGGAGUCCUGAAGCAGUAUGAGAAAUGUUUGCGAGAGGUUCAAGCGGUACCCAGUGAUAUCAAGGAAGUCGAGACUCAAAAAGCCCAGCUUAAGAAAAUGCGAGGCGAGGCGGAGGGUGAGCAGCCAGUGUUCGACUCGCUGGAGGAGGAGAUGAGGAAAGCCUCUGCUGUCAGCGACAAGAUGUCCCGCGUGCACAACGAGCGGGACGUUGAGCUGGACCACUACCGCCAGCUGAUGACUACUCUGGAGGACCGCUGGAAAGCUGUGUUCACCCAGAUUGACCUUCGCCAGAGAGAGCUAGAGCAGCUCGGUCGACAGCUCGGCUACUACCGCGAGAGCUACGACUGGCUCAUCCGCUGGAUAGCCGACGCGAAGCAAAGGCAGGAGAACAUCCAGGCUAUGUCCAUCACUGACAGCAAAACCCUUAAAGAUCACCUGGCACAGGAGAAGAAACUGCUGGAGGAGAUUGAACAAAAUAAAGACAAAGUUGAUGAGUGUCAGAAGUACGCUAAAGCAUACAUUGACACAAUCAAGGACUAUGAGCUGCAACUGGUUGCCUACAGAGCGCAGGUGGAGCCGCUUGCCUCUCCUCUGAAGAAGGCGAAACUGGAUUCUGCUUCUGACAACAUCAUUCAGGAGUAUGUAACUCUAAAGACUAAGUACAGCGAGCUGAUGACGCUCACUAAUCAGUACAUCAAGUUCAUCAUCGAUAUGCAGAAACGCUUGGAGGACGAAGAGAAAGCUGCAAAGAAACUCAAAGCGGAAGAGCAAAAAAAGAUGGCGGAGAUGCAGGCUGAGUUAGACAAACAGAAGCAGUUAGCUCAAGCUCAAGCUGAGGCCGUUGAUAAAGCUGAGAAAGAGGCCCAAGAGCUGAAGCGGAGAAUGCAGGAAGAAGUAAACAAGAGAGAAAUCGCGGCCGUAGAUGCUGCAAACCAAAAGCAAAACAUCCAGCUGGAGCUAAGUGAGCUUAAGAAUCUGUCAGAGCAACAGAUCAAAGACAAAAGCCAGCAGGUGGAUGACGCUCUGCAAAGCAGAGUCAAGAUCGAGGAGGAAAUCCGCCACAUAAGAAUCCAGCUUGAGACAACCGUGAAGCAAAAGGCUACCGCAGAAUCCGAGCUCAAGCAGCUUCGCAAUAGAGCCGACGAAGCGGAGCGACUCAGAAAGGCGGCCCAGGAAGAGGCAGAAAAGCUCCGCAAGCAGGUCAGCGAGGAGACGCAGAAAAAGCGCAUGGCCGAGGAGGAACUUAAACGCAAAUCCGAGGCAGAGAAGGAGGCCGCCAAGCAAAAACAAAAAGCUCUUGAUGACCUUGAAAACCUCCGAAUGCAGGCCGAGGAAGCCGAGAGGCAGGUCAAACAAGCAGAGGUUGAGAAGGCAAGACAGAUCAAGGUGGCUCAUGAGGCGGCUCAGAAGAGCGCUGCUGCUGAACUCCAGAGCAAACAUAUGUCUUUCGCGGAAAAGACCUCCAAACUGGAGGAGUCGCUCAAGCAGGAGCACGGUGCCGUCCUUCAGCUGCAACAAGAGGCGGCCCUCCUCAAGAAACAACAGGAGGACGCAGAGAAGGCCAGAGAAGAGGCUGAAAAGGAGCUGGAGAAGUGGAGGCAGAAAGCCAACGAAGCCCUUCGUCUGAGACUCCAAGCUGAAGAAGAAGCGCACAAAAAGACAGUCGCCCAAGAGGAAGCGGAGAAACAAAAGGAGGAUGCGGAGCGCGAGGCCAAGAAGCGAGCCAAAGCUGAAGAGUCGGCUCUGAAGCAGAAGGAUAUGGCGGAGAAAGAACUUGAUAGGCAGCGGAAGGUGGCCGAGAGCACAGCUCAGCAGAAGCUCACUGCAGAACAGGAGCUCAUUCGACUGCGGGCGGAUUUCGACAAUGCAGAACAACAGAGGUCCUUGCUGGAGGAUGAGCUCUACCGUCUGAAGAACGAAGUCAUUGCCGCACAGCAACAAAGGAAGCAGCUGGAAGAUGAACUGGCCAAAGUUAGGAGUGAGAUGGAUUUACUCAUCCAGCUAAAGUCCAAGGCAGAAAAGGAGUCCAUGUCCAACACAGAGAAGAGUAAGCAACUUCUUGAAGCAGAAGCCUCCAAGAUGAGGGACCUGGCCGAGGAAGCAAGCCGACUCAGAGCCAUUGCCGAGGAAGCCAAGCAUCAGCGGCAGAUUGCAGAGGAAGAGGCUGCCCGGCAAAGGGCGGAGGCUGAGAGGAUUCUCAAAGAGAAGCUUGCUGCGAUCAGUGAGGCCACCCGCCUAAAAACCGAAGCGGAGAUUGCCCUGAAAGAGAAGGAGGCGGAAAACGAGAGACUCAGGCGACAAGCUGAGGAUGAGACCUACCAGAGGAAAGCCCUCGAGGACCAGGCAAACCAACACAAGCAAGACAUCGAGGAAAAGAUCGUUCAACUCAAAAAGUCGUCGGAGGUUGAAAUGGACAGACAAAGAGCGUUGGUGGACGACACGCUCAAACAGAAGCGCAUUGUCGAAGAAGAAAUCCGAAUCCUUAAGCUUAACUUUGAAAAGGCUUCAUCUGGAAAACUCGACCUGGAGCUGGAACUGAACAAGCUCAAAAACAUUGCCGAGGAAACGCAACAAAGCAAGCUCAGGGCAGAGGAGGAGGCCGAGAAGCUGAGGAAGCUUGCCCUCGAGGAGGAGAAGAGGCGGAGGGAGGCGGAGGAAAAGGUGAAGAAGAUUGCCGCGGCAGAGGAAGAGGCCGCCAGACAACGCAAGGUAGCCCAGGAAGAGCUUGAGCGCCUGAAAAAGAAAGCUGAAGAGGCCAGGAAGCAGAAAGAAGAAGCCGAUAAAGAAGCCGAAGAACAGAUUGUCGUUGCCCAGCAGGCCGCGCUCAAAUGCAAUGCAGCGGAGCAGCAAGUGCAAAAUGUCCUCGCGCAACAGAAGGAGGACAGCUUAAUGCAUAAGAAACUGAAGGAAGAGUACGAGAAAGCCAAGAAGCUCGCCAAAGAGGCAGAAGCUGCCAAGGAGAAGGCAGAAAGGGAGGCGGCUCUUCUUCGCCAACAAGCGGAGGAAGCGGAGAGACAAAAGCAGGCCGCUGAGCAGGAAGCUGUCUUCCAAGCCCAAGCUCAGGAAGAUGCUGAGAGGCUGAGGAAGGAGGCUGAAUUUGAAGCUGCUAAGCGAGCGCAGGCAGAAGCUGCAGCGCUCAAGCAGAAACAGCAAGCCGAUGCCGAAAUGGCAAAGCACAAGAAGCUGGCCGAGCAAACGCUCAAGCAAAAGUUCCAAGUGGAGCAGGAGCUCACAAAGGUUAAGCUCCAGCUGGACGAAACGGAUAAGCAGAAAUCCGUCCUGGACGAUGAGCUCCAGCGCCUGAAGGAUGAAGUUGACGAUGCCGUCAAACAAAAGGCCCAGGUGGAGGAUGAACUGUUCCGAGUUAAGGUUCAGAUGGAGGAACUCCUGAAACUGAAAAUAAAAAUUGAGGAGGAAAAUCAGCGGCUAAUCAAAAAAGACAAAGACAACACGCAAAAAUUCCUCGCCGAUGAGGCCGAGAAUAUGAAAAAGCUCGCAGAGGACGCUGCCAGGCUCAGUAUUGAGGCCCAGGAGGCUGCUCGCUUAAGACAGAUCGCAGAAGAUGAUCUCAACCAGCAGCGAGCGCUGGCGGACAAAAUGCUCAAAGAGAAAAUGCAAGCCAUUCAGGAGGCAUCCAGACUCAAAGCUGAGGCCGAGAUGCUCCAAAAGCAGAAAGAUUUAGCCCAGGAGCAGGCACAGAAGCUUUUGGAGGACAAACAGCUUAUGCAGCUGCGUCUGGAGGAGGAGACGGAGCAGUACCAGAGAUCGCUUGAAACAGAAAGGAAGAAGCAACUGGGGAUCCUCGCUGAAGCUGAAAAACUCAAACUGCAGGUCUCUCAGCUCAGUGACGCCCAGGCCAAAGCUGAGGAAGAGGCAAAAAAAUUCAAAAAACAGGCCGAUGCGGUUGCAGCCCGCCUUCACGAGACUGAAAUUGCCACAAAAGAAAAAAUGACCGCUGUCGAAAGACUGGAAUAUGAGAGGCAAAAUACCAGCAAAGAGGCUGAUGAUUUACGCAAAGCAAUCGCAGACCUAGAGAAUGAGAAGGCUAGACUGAAAAAGGAGGCUGAGGACCUUCAAAAUAAGUCAAAAGAGAUGGCUGAUGCACAACAGAAACAAAUUGAGCAUGAGAAGACCUUGCUUCAACAGACAUUCUUGACAGAAAAGGAGAUGCUAAUGAGGAAGGAGAAGCUUAUUGAAGAAGAGAAGAAGAGACUGGAGAGCCAGUUUGAGGAGGAAGUGAGAAAGGCAAAAGCUCUCCAAGAUGAACAAGAACGGCAGAGACAGCAAAUGGAAGAAGAGAAAAAGAACCUUCUUGCUACCAUGGAUGCAGCGCUUAAUAAACAGAAAGAGGCAGAGCAGGAGAUGGUUAACAAGCAAAUAGAAAUGCAAGAACUAGAGAGAAAGAGAUUAGAGCAGGAAAGGAUUCUUGCAGAAGAGAACCAGAAACUGCGUGAGAAAUUACAGCAGCUUGAAGAGGCCCAGAAAGACCAGCAUCCAGGAGAAACUGAUACUGAUACUGGUAAAGUUCCAGGCAAAGACUAUGUCCAUAUAACAACGGUUGACGUGACAAAGACAAUUUACAAUGGUCAAACUGCAAGUGACAUUGUAGAUGGUGUAGAAAAGAGACCAGAUCCUUUAGCUUUUGAUGGCAUCCGCGAUAAGGUCCCAGCAAGCAGACUCCAUGACCUUGGUCUUUUACCCAAGAAGGACUUUGAAAAGCUUAAAGAUGGCAAAACCACUGUUCAGGAGCUUAGUGAAAUUGACUAUCUAAAACAAAUUCUAAAAGGUAAAAAUGCAAUUGCUGGUGUUUUUACACCAAAGAAUCAGAAAAUGUCAAUUUACCAAGCGUCAAAAGAGAAAAAGAUUACCCCUGGUACAGCAAUGGUUCUUCUUGAAGCACAGGCAGCGACAGGUUACAUUUUAGACCCCAUAAAGAAUCAGAAACUUUCUGUUAAUGAGGCUGUCAAAGAAGGUUUGAUUGGCCCUGAACUGCAUGACAAAAUGCUUUCAGCUGAAAGGGCUGUUGUUGGCUACAAAGAUCCCUAUACUGGUGGAAAGAUAUCUGUUUUUGAAGCAAUGAAGAAAGGUCUGAUAGAACGUGACCAUGCCAUAAGAAUCCUUGAAGCCCAGCUUGCCACUGGAGGCAUUGUUGACCCUGUCAACAGUCACCGUGUACCCAAUGAAACCGCCUAUAAACAGGGGCACUAUGAUGCAGAGAUGAAUAAGGUUAUGGAAAAACCGUCAGAAGACACUAAGGGAUACUUUGACCCCAGCACUCAAGAACCAUUGACAUACACUGAGCUUAUGUCAAGAUGCAAUGCUGAUCCAGAGACCGGUAUGUUACUUCUACCAAUCUCAGAAAAAGCUGCUCACUGCUCCAGCAUCUAUACAGAAGAGGAGACCAAAGAUGUUUUCAGCAAAACAACUGUGUCUGUGCCAUUCGGAAGAUUCAAGGGUAAAACCGUCACCAUUUGGGAGAUAAUCAAUUCAGAGUACUUCACUGAAGACCAGAAAAAGGACCUUCUCCGUCAGUACAAGACGGGCAAAAUAACCAUUGAAAAGAUCAUUAAGAUUGUUAUUACUGUGGCUGAGGAGAAGGAUAAAAAGAAGGAAAUUACCUUUGAUGGUUUAAGAACAUCUGUUCCUGCCAGUGAGCUCCUGGAAUCCAAAGUCAUUGAUAAUGAUCUUUACAACAAAUUACUUAAGGGAAAUGUGUCAGUGAAGGAGGUCUCUGGAAUGAAACCAGUUCACAAAGCACUCCAGGGUGCAGACUGCAUAGCCGGAGUACUCAUUGACUCAUCCAAGGAGACAAUAUCCUUCUAUCAGGCUAUGAAGAAAGACAUAAUGAGGCCUGGGCUUGCUUUAAAAAUGCUUGAAGCUCAAGCAGGAACAGGAUAUGUGGUCGACCCAGUGAAAAACCAAAAGUACACUGUUGAUGAAGCUGUCAAAGCUGGAGUUGUUGGUCCUGAGCUGCAUGAAAAGCUCCUGUCUGCAGAGAGAGCUGUUACUGGUUACAAAGAUCCAUACACUGGAAACACUGUCUCUCUCUUCCAAGCAAUGAAAAAAGAUCUCAUUCCUAAAGAGCAAGGCAUCAGACUGCUUGAUGCACAAAUGACCAGCGGUGGCAUCAUUGAUCCAGUAAAGAGCCAUCGCAUACCUCAUGAUGUUGCUUGCAAGAGAAAUUAUUUAGAUGAUGAAAUGAAACAGCGUCUAAACAGUCCAACCAAUGAAACUAAAUGUUUCUUUGAUCCAAACACAAAGGAAAAUGUCACAUACCAGCAGCUGUUUGAGAGAUGUGUUACUGACAAAAAAACUGGACUUAAGCUUCUUCCACUCAGUGAUGAAGCAAUCAAUGAUAAAGACGAAACAACAUAUACAGAAGCCCAGACAAAAGAGGCUAUGACACAGGCAACUGUGGAGCUUGACUAUGGACCAUUCAAGGGCAGAAAGAUGACACUCUGGGAAAUAAUCUACUCUGACUAUCUCACUGAAGAACAGAGACUUGAAUUGCUUAGACAGUUUAGAUCAGGAAAAGUCACAAUUGAAAAGAUAAUCAAGAUCAUUAUCACAAUUGUAGAAGAGAAGGAGGCUAAGAAAAAGGAACAGUCCAGCUUUAAGGGACUCAGAGAUCAUGUUGCAGCGGACUCCUUGUAUGAUUCCAAAAUAAUUGACAAAGCAACCUUUGACCUCCUUCAACAAGGCAAAACAACACCUAAAAAGGUCAGUGAGAAUCCAAAUGUCAGUAAAUACCUCCAGGGUACUGAAAGUAUUGCUGGAAUCUACCUGGAGCCAACAAACGAGAAAAUAAGUAUUUAUCAGGCUAUGAAGAAAAAGCUCCUUAGGCACAACACAGGCCUUUUGCUUCUUGAGGCUCAGGCUGCAACUGGGUUUAUUGUAGAUCCAGUAAAAAAACAAUGUCUUUCAGUAGAUGAGGCAGUGAAGGCAGGACUUGUUGGUCCAGAGCUCCAUGAAAAACUCCUCUCUGCAGAAAAAGCAGUCACUGGCUACAAAGAUCCAUUCACUGGAAAGAAAAUCUCCCUUUAUGAAGCCAUGCAAAAGGAUCUUAUACUCAAAGAACAUGCAAUCCCGCUGUUGCAAGCACAGAUGUUCAGUGGUGGAAUCAUCGAUCCUGUAAACAGCCACCGGGUCCCAACUGAUGUGGCAUACCAAAAGAACAUUUUCAGUAGGGAAGUUGCCAAGACCUUGUCUGAAUCUUCAGAUGACAGCAAGCCUUUCUCAGAUCCAGAAACUGAUGAGAAUGCAAGCUACAAGCAACUUAAAGACAAAUGCAGAAGAGAACCAGACACAGGCCUGUACAUCCUUCCACUUUCCAAACCUCAGUCUCCAACUGUUGUGGAGAAGACUUACCUUUAUACAGAGGAACAAACCCAGAGUGACCUUACCAACACCCAGAUUGACAUUCCAAUCGAGGGCCUCGCUGAUAAAUCAAUGAGCCUGUGGGAUGUCAUGAACUCAAAUUUGCUUCCAGAGCAGGAGAGGCAGAGACUCUUGGAAGAAUACCGCUCUGGUAAUAUCACUAAAGAACGGAUGAUCAUCAUUAUAAUUGAGAUCAUGGAGCAAAGAGAAGUAAUCAGAAAUGACAGUCCAUUGUCAUAUAAGACUAUAAGAAGAAGGAUAACUAUUGAGGAACUCUACAGUGCCCGCAUCAUUGAUCUGGAAACAUACAACCUUCUAAAACAGGGCAAGAGAGAUAUUUGUGAUAUAAUGGAGAUGACCAGUGUAAAACAAUAUCUCUAUGGCACAGGUUGCGUUGCUGGUGUCACAACAGACACAAGCUCCAAGAUUAGCAUAUAUCAAGCAAUGAAAAGAGGUUUUAUUAAACCAGAAAUUGGCCUUAGUCUCUUAGAGGCACAAGCUGCAACAGGCUUUAUUAUUGAUCCAAUAAAUAACGAGACGCUCACUGUUGAUGAAGCCGUUCGUAAGGGAGUUGUUGGACCUGAGAUCCAUGACAAACUACUUUCAGCUGAAAGAGCUGUGACUGGAUACAAGGAUCCAUACAGUGGGAAGAUUAUAUCUCUUUUCCAGGCCAUGAAAAAGGACCUGGUUCCAGAGGAUUAUGCCCUAAAAAUGUUGGAGGCACAAACUGCUACUGGAGGCAUCAUUGAUCCAGAAUUCCAGUUCCAUCUUCCAGCUGACAUUGCCUUGCAAAGAGGUUAUAUGAACAAGGAGACCAACGAGAGACUGACAGACACCGUGAAGGGGUUCAUUGAUCCUGUUACAGAAGAACAGCUAUCAUAUGCGCAGCUCCUCAAGAGAUGCAAGUUAGAGGGUGGAUUGCGCCUACUCUCCCUGGGAGAUAAGAGGCUUACAUUCAAGGGUUUGAGAAAACAGAUCACAAUGGAAGAGCUGGUUCGCUCACAAAUUAUUGACCAGCAGACUGUCACUGACUUGAAUGAGGGCCUAAUUUCAGUCGAGGAGGUUAGCAAUAGACUCUCAAGAUACCUGCAGGGCACAGGCUGCAUUGCUGGUGUGUUCUUGGAGUCAAACAAAGAACGUCUAUCAAUUUACCAGGCCAUGAAGAAAAACAUGAUAAGACCAGGCACUGCAUUUGAACUCCUUGAAGCUCAGGCAGCCACAGGAUAUGUUAUUGAUCCAAUCAAGAACCUUAAACUGACUGUAAAUGAAUCUGUAAAGAUGGGAAUAGUUGGUCCAGAAUUCAAAGACAAGCUUCUCUCUGCUGAGCGUGCAGUGACAGGGUAUAGAGAUCCUUACUCUGGCAAGACAAUCUCUUUGUUCCAGGCAAUGAAAAAGGGACUCAUCUUGAAAGAUCAUGGAAUACGUCUCCUAGAAGCUCAGAUUGCCACUGGUGGAAUUAUUGACCCAGAAGAAAGUCAUCGUUUACCUGUUGAGGUAGCCUACAAUCGUGGUUUCUUUGAUGAAGAAAUGAAUGAGAUUCUGACUGACCCAUCUGAUGACACCAAAGGUUUCUUUGAUCCUAAUACUGAAGAAAAUCUUACCUAUCUUCAGCUUAUGGAGAGGUGUAUCACUGACCCUGAUACUGGCCUGGUGCUCUUGCUACUGAAAGACAAGAAGCGGGAAAGAAAGACCUCUUCUAAAUCAUCAGUUCGUAAGCGCAGAAUUGUCAUUGUAGACCCAGAGACAGGCAAAGAAAUGUCAGUUUAUGAGGCCUACCGGAAGGGACUCAUUGACCACCAAACUUACCUGGAGCUCUCUGAACAAGAGUGUGAAUGGGAGGAAAUCACAAUGACCUCCUCUGAUGGCUCUGUAAAAUCCAUGAUCAUUGAUAGGAAGUCAGGCAGACAGUAUGACAUUGAUGAUGCUAUUUCACGUGGACUUAUUGACCAGAAUGCUCUUGAAACAUACAGAGCUGGGAGUCUGUCCAUUACAGAGUUAGCGGACAUGCUUUCUGGAAAUAUGGGCGGCUUUCGUUCCCGCUCAUCCUCAUUUGGUUCCACCACUGGUUCCUCUUACUCAACUUCCAUGAGUCCCAUACCCUCCACUAAACCACCUGCAGUGAUAUGGAAUGAUCCAUCAGAAGAGACAGGGCCCAUAGCAGGAAUAUUGGACAUAGACACAUUGGAGAAAGUGUCCAUCACUGAGGCCAUCCACAGAAACCUGGUAGACAACAUAACAGGCCAAAGACUACUGGAGGCCCAAGCCUGCACUGGAGGAAUACUUGACCCCUCAAGUGGAGAGAAGUUGUCAGUUACAGAUGCAACAGAGAAAGGCUUGGUUGAUAAAGUUAUGGUUGAUCGCCUCAACUUGGCACAAAAAGCUUUUAAUGGAUUUGAAGACCCCAGAACUAAAGUGAAGAUGUCAGCUUCCCAGGCUCUGAAGAAAGGCUGGCUGUAUUAUGAGGCUGGUCAGCGUUUCCUUGAGGUUCAAUAUUUGACAGGUGGACUUAUUGAGCCUGAUAUCACAGGCCGAGUGUCUCUGGAUGAGUCCAUCAAAAAAGGAACAAUUGAUGCUCGUACUGCCCAAAAACUGAGAGAUGUCAGUACUUAUUCAAAAUAUCUAACAUGUCCAAAAACCAAGUUGAAAAUCUCCUUCAAAGAUGCCAUGGACAGAAGCAUGGUAGAAGAAGGCUCAGGCUUAAGGCUUCUGGAGGCCUCCUCACAGUCGAGCAAAGGCCUCUACAGUCCCUACAAUGCCAGUGGCUCUGGGUCUGCAUAUGGCUCCCGGACCGGCUCAAGAACAGGAUCCAGAACAGGCUCCAGGAGAGGCAGCAUUGAUGCUGGCUCAGGCUUUAGCAUGAACUUCUCAUCCUCCUCAUUCACAUCAACAUCAGGCUACAGCCGCAGAUACUGAUUAACUGUUCCUGAUAACUUUUGAUUAAGAACCAAUAAUACUAAUGCACUUUAUAGCUGCAUUUCUAACAUGAAAAAAUAGUUGUAGUAGGAAAAAAUAUAAUAAUUAUAUAAUAUAUAAUUUAUUUAUUCAUAGUUGCCUAUACUAUGGAUUUCGUUUUAUAUAUAUAUUUGAACAGUACCUAAGCAUAAAGAACCGUCUCUCUUAUGAGGAUGUAACCAGGCAUCACUAAAGAUCUAGAAAAUUUAAUUCCUUUAAUACAGAUUAUCAAGUCAACAUUUUCUAAGACAGUUUUCAAAACAUAGCAUGAUGUUUCUGCUGUUUUUAUGUGACUAUACUUUUUUGUUUUUUACAAGUGUUCAAUAGAUGUUUGCUAGUGCUUUCUAAGACUAAUAUAUAUGGUAUGCAUACCAAACAAAACUAGUUUUCUGCUAUUUGUGUUUUUUUUUUUCAUGUUUAUUUUUGAUAAUUGGUAGCUAUUUAAUGGGUUUUCUGUCUGUUUUAUAGCCCUAAGACUGGUAGUAAUGAAAAAUGGAAUGUCAACACAGUUGUAAUCUUUUUAUCUAAAACAUAAAGAGGCCUUUGAUAUUUUUGAAAUGUUUGUAUAGAGUAUGUAAUGAUAUUUUAUGAUGUUUGUUCUCUGACUAUGUGUACACUGUACUCAGUAAAUAACACCAAAUAUACCAGUAAAACACUACAAAAGGAAUCAUAAUUAGAAUGCAUCAUUGAAAAGGACUGUUGUAAUCAAUCAUGUAGACUCUUGUAAAACAAGUUUCACAUUGUCAUUACCUUUGACAUUUUAUAAUCAUUUGGCAAGUGAAUUUCGUUGUUGUUGUUGUAUAAACGCAAAAUUAUGGGUUCCUCAAAUUGCACAUCUGUCAAGUGUUCCUGCAAAAUCCCAAGAUGAUGUCACUCUCAAUCCUGCUCCCCUUCACAGACCAGCCACCUGUUUUUUUAUUGGUAUGGAUCCAUCAAUGAGAUUCCAGUUGCCCAGAGUGCUUACCCUGCCUUUUAUUGAUGGAUAUGUGAGUCCAUGUCAUCCUCACACAGAAAAACAGGUACUACCCUCUGCAAGCUUUGAAAAGGAAAACCCAACAUAUCUUCCUUUGAGUAUCCCCUCCCACCCACCAUCAUGUGUCACAUUUGAGGAAAACUGAGACUGUGUCAACUUCAUCUUGGGAUGUCUUUUUUUUUCUACAAACACUCUUUAGUUGUGUGCUUUUGGCAUGUUAUUGUUACUUGAACAAUAGUGAUAUUUUGGCUACAAUAUGUUGAAAUUAAAGCCCCCCCCCAACACACACACACACCACUGUAUCAACAGCCUUUACUUGAAAUUGGGACACUUCAGCGACUUCAUAAAGUUAUUUAUGUUAACUUUUAUUUUUAUUUCAUCUACACCAAAGUGCCUAUGUUAAUAAUUUUGAUUGCAUGAAUGUAUGCAUUAUGCCAGAUUCACUCCUGCUAUCUGAUGCUUUUACAAAGAUUUUCAAAGCAACCUGAAAAAGGUUUCAAGUUUUAUUUUGCAUAUCGUUUUGUUGUCAUAACAUGCAUUUCUGUUUUGCAUCUUUUUAAUUUUUUUGAUCAUGUUUUCUUAUGAUGUGCCUUGCAUGUUUUACUAACGUUGCUAAAAUGAGGGGGAAACAUUUACGUGAAUUGUUAACUUUUGUUUAACUCAUUUAAUUUUAGCAUCACAAACUUAUUUUCGCUUUUUGGGGCAAAUGUUGCUUUAAGGAUAAUUUUGGAUUUAUUUGAAGAUAACGUUAUGCUGUAAAUAAAAUUCUCUGAACAGGA